Xylaria bambusicola is the source of this 642-nucleotide messenger RNA. RefSeq lists its product as uncharacterized. Bases 80 to 496 code for a protein of 138 amino acids. The transcript has 2 exons. Lineage: Eukaryota; Fungi; Ascomycota; Sordariomycetes; Xylariales; Xylariaceae. The record is from RefSeq and is a predicted model, not a curated record.
GCCCAAUAGCCUCACUCAAAACAACCAAGCACAACUUUCACCCCACCACCCUACACCAAACACCACCAACUUUUUCAAAAUGCAGUUCACCGCUUCAUUCAUCCUCGCCGCUGCCUUCGCCUUCAGCAGCAUCAACGCCAAGUGCUACAGCGGCCUCGGAUGGGGCGCGGAGAAGGGCCUCGCGGAACAAGCCGUCGACGCACUUUGCGACCCCACGAAGCUCAACAGCUUCAUUCACGACGGCUUCCAGCAGGGCCAGACCAAGGCGGACUGCGUCCAGCUCUCGGGCAACAAGAAAGCCGAUUUCCAGGUUAACUGGGGCGGCCAGGGCUACUUGAACCUAGCUCAGGAGGACUGUGUCCUGAGGUUCAAGAAUGAGGUCAAUGGUUGCGGCAGCGGUGGCUCGACGACUACUGCUGAUUGGACCUUCACUGCUGAUCCCAACGAUGGAACUUGCGUCCCUGUCGAGAAGCGUUCUGUCAAGUUCAUGGCUUAAACACAGAACAUUGUGCGACAGCGAGGGGUUACGGUGUAUGGUUUUCUAGGAGGAUUGGUUGAUUUCAUGCGUUGUUUUCUCUUAGCUGUUUUUCAUGUUCUUUCCUAGCUUAACUGUUUUGUUUAUGUGUUUGCACUAUGCUGGGC